CAUUACAGACUAAAGAAAAGCUUAAAAGGCAGACAGAGCACACCAACCACCAGAGAUAUUGGAGAUCAUCUCAGGUAAUACUCCUCUGUUCAGAUCCACGCGUUAAAAAAGCACUUAAAAUAGUGACUUAAAGUACAAUGGCAGUACAAUGGAACUUGAGGUUCGGAAUUGUCCUCAUUGGUGAUUCAGCAGUGGGGAAAUCAUCUCUUCUACAACGCUAUACUGAAGGGACGUUUGAAGAGGCCAGUUUGAGUCCAUUGGGAAUUGAUUUUAAAGUCCAGUACCUUGACUUUGACCCUGGUAUCCUGAUCAAGCUGCUUCUCUGGGACACAGCGGGGCAAGAGAGAUUCCAGUCUAUUUCUAAGUCCUACAUGAGGAACUCAGUGGGUUGCAUUCUGAUGUUUGACAUCUCCCAGCGCCAGAGCUUCAAGAAUAUACGGAACUGGCACAGAGAAGUAAUGGACUACGUCAAGCCAUUCACCAUGGUCUUCAUGCUGGUGGGUCACAAGAGUGACUUGCUGGUUCGCCGGCAGGUCAGAAGGGCCGAGGGUGAGGCACUGGCUAAGGAGCUGGACAUGGCCGGCUACGUCGAAGUCUCAUCCAAGGAGAACGUCAACGUUGGCUUGUCGUUUGAGAGUCUCGUCAGAGUGAUAUACAAAAGGUUAAACCAAGGAAAGAUACCCUUGGACCAGGGCUGGCAAGGACUGACAAUUGGACUACCUUUCUGGAAGGAUGAGGAAAUCAUUCAGCAGAAGAGUUGUGCCUGAUGGUUUUCUCAGCAUCUAUACAGGGUUGCCACCUCUCACGCAUCUAGCGUGACGCUCACCCUUUCAAGAAAUCUGACAGCAAAUCUAUAUUAUUCCAUUAUAAACUUAAAAUUACCUGCAUCAACAGCACUGGGGUGGUUUGCAAACCAAACCCUACGGACUAUUUACAAGGUAGUAAAACUGUUACAUACUUCAAAAUGCAUGUGCGUGCAGCAUUGUUUCGACCUUCAAAUCUCACGCCAGCCAGCUGAAAAAAGUUGGCAAUCCUGUCUAUGUAUUUUAUUUUGUUACUUUUAUAGUUAAUACUAUUUUCGCUUUGGUCUGCAUCAUUUUGUAUUCUGCCCAAAGUAUUCCAGGAAAAAAAGUAGCUUAACUCUGCUUGGCUUACGUAUCUGCACAAAUUUCACUGAUAAUAUGUUCCCAAAUAGUUUUCAGUCAUCUUCAAAAAGAUUUAAAGAAUUUACUCAUCACAAUACAAUUGUUUCAUUUUUAGCAUCUGUUAAAACUCUAUUUACCACUUAAGAUUUCCUUUUCGAAAACGUUUGUAAUACAAUUGUGAGUGAGAAGCCGUCACAACAUAAUAACAAUAAACUUGUUUGGCUAGA
Molecule: messenger RNA, 1372 nt
Organism: Paramormyrops kingsleyae
Lineage: Eukaryota; Metazoa; Chordata; Actinopteri; Osteoglossiformes; Mormyridae
Product: ras-related protein Rab-39B
Molecular function (GO): GTP binding; GTPase activity
Source: RefSeq, a predicted model, not a curated record